CAAACGGGAGUGCUUAAUCUGCUGUCGUUGUGAGAAACGCUAACCAAUCGAAAUCAAGAGUGGGAGGAGCUACAUAAAUGUGACUGAAAGAUGGGAAGGAAAAGUCACGAGUGAGAUGAGUGUGUAAAUUAUACUUUAAUAUAACAUAAGAUAAGACGCAAAAGAGUGAAUGUCCGGAUUUGGCAGCUAACAUUAGCUUCACAGACACUCCGACGUUAACUGAAAAGAAGCAAAGUGGAAAUAAUGUGUUGGGUGUCGGUCUGUAGGAGAAGCGGCAAAUAAAUGAAACGUUUGGUCUCCCAUACUGAUGCUGCCGCUGCGGCCCGUGUGUGGUGGGAUAUGGAGAGCUGCUGUGCACACAGUCAGGAUGAGCCGUGGAGCUCCACCCUACAGGCUCCUCUCCUCUACCUGUGAUGGAGCCCCAGCUGCACUGGCUGAUGCUGACACCAUCUUUGCGCUGUCGUCCGGGCACGGCAGGUGCGGGGUGGCAGUGGUACGUGUCAGCGGUCCCGCCUCAGCUACAGCCCUGAGGUGUAUGGCUGGGUUCACGCAGCGUCUGCCCCCUCCACGCACCGCCCUGUUACGCAGCAUCACAGACCCCCGCUCCACAGAAGUGCUGGACCGUGGGCUCGUCCUGUGGUUUCCAGCUCCUCGUAGUUUCUCCGGAGAAGAUAGCGUGGAGUUCCAUAUCCACGGAGGUCCCGCUGUCGUUACUGCUGUCUUACAGGCUCUUGGAAGCGUGCCUGGCUUGAGGCCGGCCGAAGCGGGGGAGUUCACGCGGAGAGCUUUUCAAGCAGGGAAACUCGGUUUAACGGAGGUGGAGGGGCUUGGGGAUCUGAUCCACGCAGAGACAGAGGCCCAGAGGAGGCAGGCUCUUAGACAGAUGUCAGGCGAACUGGGACGCCUGUAUCAGGACUGGAGCGACAGACUGAAACGGUGUUUGGCCCACGUCGAGGCCUUCAUAGACUUCAGCGAGGAUGAGCUCAUUGAGGACGGGGUCUUGAACCGAGUGGACGUGUCAGUAAGUGAUCUGCAAGCGGAGAUUGAGCGACACCUGAAGGACGAGAGACGGGGCGAGCGGCUUCGCAGCGGGGUCCAGGUGGUGAUCGCGGGAGCUACGAAUGCAGGAAAAAGUAGCCUUCUUAACAAACUCUGUCAGAGACCUGCAGCCAUUGUGUCUCCCAUUGCUGGCACCACCAGAGAUGUGGUGGAGACGGCUCUGGACCUCGGUGGGUUCCCCGUCCUCCUGAGUGACACAGCUGGCCUCAGAGACAGCUCGGACCUGGUGGAGAGAGAGGGCGUCCGCCGCGCUCGGGAAAGGGUGGAGCAGGCAGAUCUGACGCUGGUGGUCGUGGACUCUGCUCAUCUCCCCUCUGAGGUAGACCGAGCCGCGGCGUUCCUGCGGGAGCACCUGAGGAGUGUGCUGCCUGACACAGACAGGUGUCUCCUGGUGUUGAAUAAGGCCGAUCUGCUGCCUGAGAAGCAGAGACAAAAGCUGGACACGGAGCUGAGGGGUGUCUCUGGUCUCCCUGCUGUCCGUCUGAUCUCCUGCCAGACUAACGAGGGACUGAAGGCCUUCCUCACAGUGCUGCACAGCAGUGUCAAGACUCUGUGUGGCGACCCUCUGUUCGGUGCCCCCACCCUGACACAGGCUCGCCACAGGGCCCACCUGCAGCGGUGCGCGGCGGCUCUGGCUCAGUAUCAGCGGUACCGUGACACUGACCUCGCUCUGGCAGCCGAAGGUGUCCGUUUAGCUGUCACCAGCCUGGGCCGGAUCACUGGACGGGUCGGCGCAGAGGAGAUCCUGGACAUCAUCUUCAAAGACUUCUGCAUUGGAAAAUAAAAGAGUGAAAAACUGACAGAUAUGCGAUCGCCGGCUGCUCUGAGAGGAAAAUCGCAUUCCUGCAGUCUCACGGUGUCAGAAAACAGGACUGAAAGGACACCGCUGGGCGCCGAGCCAGGCGUCGACACACAGCUGAAAGAAAAAACUCUGUGUUCUUGGCCGCUGAACGCGUGCGCUCCCAGGACGCUAAAAUGUUUUCUGUUGAUGCUUUUUAUCAGCCGAAAUAGUUUGAGCAUGAUGACAGGUGCCUCAAAGGCCCAAUAUACCGAACAAGUGUUUGGCAAGCCUUGAGUCGUCAUUUGAAAAUAGAUGUCGAAAUCCUUUGAAGAUCGGCCUCCUGGGCUGCAACACAACAGCCCAGAUCUUUCAAAUAUAACCUGCAAGGUCAUGGACUGAAGGUUUGGCUGUUUACUUGUACCGCAGGAACAUGACUUAUUUUUUUUACUUUGCGCCUUUAUUACAUUUAUUUAUUUUCCAAAGAAGAACUAAUACUAAUCAGAAUGAUUGUGUCGCUUUGUUACAUGUUGCUGUGUUACGUUACUUUGGACCCUUAAAUAAAUGAGAUCGUGUGUAUUUUUGUAACAAAUAAAAAUUCUCUUUAAAGAUA
This is a messenger RNA of Pundamilia nyererei, 2450 nucleotides long. RefSeq names its product GTP binding protein 3, mitochondrial (gene gtpbp3). Gene Ontology annotation, molecular function: protein binding; GTPase activity; GTP binding. The transcript is spliced from 11 exons. Gene Ontology annotation, biological process: tRNA methylation; tRNA wobble uridine modification. Gene Ontology annotation, cellular component: cytoplasm; mitochondrion. Lineage: Eukaryota; Metazoa; Chordata; Actinopteri; Cichliformes; Cichlidae. The record is from RefSeq and is a predicted model, not a curated record. Bases 308 to 1843 code for a protein of 511 amino acids.